Molecule: messenger RNA, 1543 nt
Organism: Styela clava
Lineage: Eukaryota; Metazoa; Chordata; Ascidiacea; Stolidobranchia; Styelidae
Source: RefSeq, a predicted model, not a curated record
GUUACCAAACAGUGAUUUUUAUCAUUGUGAUGGCCGCUUCUUUGCCAAAUGCUUUUACGGGGUUGCAGUUUGCCAUCAUCCAUUUCCAACCAAGCCAUCGAUGUAGAUUAUCUGAUGAAAUUGAAAACAUAUUGAAAAACAACUCAAACAGUAAUGAAAAUCUGUUCGACUUUUUUAUACCCAUGGAACCCGAUAAUUAUGGAAAGUUUGAAAUGGUUUGCAACAAUGAUUGGAAAGAACCUUUAGCAAUUACAGUUUUUCAAUCGGGAGUGGCAAGUGGAUCAAUAGUUGGCAUACUUGCUGACAGGUAUGGUAGACGGCCAGUUUACUUGUUUGCGUCUUUGGCCCAGAUAAUAUCCAUGGGUAUUACGGCUGCUUCUUGGGAUUUCUAUUCAUAUUUGGUUGCUGUUUAUUUUGUUGGGAUGACAGGACUCAUCAAUUUUGUUGUUGCUUUUGUACUAGUGACCGAAGUUAUUUCGAUUGAGUCAAGAAAUUUUAUGGCCGUUAGUUCAAUGUAUUCAUUUUCCAUUGGAUAUGCUAUUGUUCCCUUCAUUGGAUAUUAUGCGCAAAACUGGCGUACUUACAAGUUACAAUUGGGUAUCCAUGGUACUCAGUGUCUUUCUAUAUCUACCGGGCUACUGGUUGUUUCCCGAAUCACCACGUUGGCUAUCAACAGUUGGUAGAACAAAUGCUGCAAUCGCAGGACUGAACAAAAUGGCAAAGAUGAACCGAAAGAAGGUUAAUUUCGAAAGAUUGAGAAAAACACAUACAGCUGGUUCUCGUGAAAUAACGGCAUCACCCUCAGGGCUAAUAGAGACGCUUCGCAUAAUUUUCAAAUCUACAUUAACCUACAGAUUCCUGUCUGUUUUUUUUGCAUGGUUUGUGACAGGUCUCGUUUACUAUGCAAUAGCGUUCCACUCAAAAAGCUUCAGUGAUGAUCGCUACCUGAAUAUAUUGUAUUGCGCAUUUGCUGACUUUCCUGCAUAUCUUUGUGGUUAUUAUGCUGUUAACAUGAUCGGUCGCCCUAGAUCCACUAUCUUUUUUCUGCUAACUUGUGGAGUUUUCACCAUUAUUUUACCAUAUUUACCCGAAGAACUAUCCACGCUCAGAACAAUAAUCUCAAUAAUCGGGAAAGGUGCCGUAAGCGCAGUAUUUUAUAUCAUCUUCUUGAGCACGUCCGAAAUAGCUCCCACUCCACAGAGAAGUGCAUCAAUGAGCAUAGCAUCCUUCUGUAGUCGUGUUGGGGCGUUUAUCGCACCAUUUGUAAUGUUUCUGAGUAAAAUUGAAUACUCCAUACCUUAUUGGAUAAUGGGUGGGAUAACUAUUUUGAGUGGAAUAAUUGUUAUUAUUUGCAUUCCGGAAACACUCGGAGUGAAAAUGCCAGAUACAGUCCAGCAAGCUGAGAAUAACAAAAGAUUCUAUGGUUUCAAUAUAUUUAAAAAAUUCACGCCAACUACACAUCGUAAUCGAAGGGAUGAUAACUAUCUGAUGAAAGAAUUGACAACUUCGUAAAUGAUUGCCGUCGUGAUAUAUUUGCUUCGAA